Messenger RNA from Penicillium daleae, 2421 nucleotides. Its product is annotated as putative phosphoketolase. The record is from RefSeq and is a predicted model, not a curated record. Gene Ontology annotation, biological process: carbohydrate metabolic process. The transcript has 8 exons. The coding region runs from base 1 to 2421 and encodes 806 amino acids. Lineage: Eukaryota; Fungi; Ascomycota; Eurotiomycetes; Eurotiales; Aspergillaceae. Gene Ontology annotation, molecular function: aldehyde-lyase activity.
AUGCCUGGAGAAGUUAUCGAUCGGCCGGAUCCAGAGCCAUUGCCAUCGCAUUUACCACAAUAUGUCGCGAAAUUGCAAAUCUCACUUCCUCGUCAGACUCUAGACGAGAAAGUCCGUGAUGCCUUACUCAAAUUCCGUAGAGCGGCGUCCUACAUCGCUGCCGCGAUGAUCUUCCUUCAGGAUAACACUUUGAUGAAGAGAGAAUUGAUAUUCAAAGAUAUUAAGCCUAGGUUGUUGGGCCACUGGGGCACAUGUCCAGGUCUUAUCCUAGUUUAUUCCCAUCUCAAUUAUCUCAUUCGAACGAGGAACCUUGAUAUGCUUUAUGUGGUUGGUCCAGGACAUGGCGCGCCUGCUCUCCUCGCAACGCUAUGGCUAGAGGGCUCGCUAGAGAAAUUCUAUCCAGAAUACAGCGUCGAUGGGAAUGGUCUUCAUCGUUUAAUUUCAACUUUCAGCACCACUAACGGAUUCCCGAGCCAUAUCAACGCCGAGACGCCCGGUGCGAUUCAUGAAGGUGGAGAGCUGGGGUACGCCCUCUCCGUAUCAUUCGGUGCAGCGAUGGACAACCCCAACCUCAUUGUGACUUGCAUCGUUGGAGACGGAGAGGCAGAAACGGGACCAACUGCUACCUCCUGGCACGGAAUCAAGUACAUUGACCCCAAAGAGUCCGGGGCCGUCCUUCCAAUCCUUCAUCUUAACGGCUUCAAGAUUAGUGAGCGCACCAUUUUCGGUUGCAUGGAUCACAAGGAGCUCGCGGCCUUGUUUAGUGGAUACGGUUAUCAGGUUCGCUUCGUGGAAGAUCUCAACAAUAUUGAUACAGAUCUCCACUACUCCAUGACAUGGGCUGUGGAAGAGAUCCACAAAAUCCAGAAGGCAGCUCGUUCUGGGAACCCAAUUCUCAAGCCCAGAUGGCCAAUGCUGAUUCUGCGGACUCCCAAGGGCUGGUCGGGGCCGAAGCAACUCGAUGGCGAAUUCAUUGAGGGAUCCUUCCACUCACAUCAAGUACCGCUACCUAAGGCCAAGUCUGAUGAGCGGCAACUAGAGACACUCCAAAAUUGGCUGGCGGACUACAAACCUAAGGAACUCUUCACACUGAACGGAGAUAUCAUCGACGAAAUCAAGUCUGUGAUUCCCGAGAACAAUGAGAAGAAGCUGGGCCAGCGCAUUGAAGCAUAUGGCAAAUACACACCACCAAUUCUGCCAGAUUGGAAGAAUUUUUGUGCAGAUAAAGGAGGCCAAGAAAGUGCCAUGAAGGCGAUUGGUCGGCUCAUCAACGAUGUCAUCAAUGAGAACCCCAACAGCGUGCGGCUGUUCAGCCCUGACGAACUGGAAAGCAAUAAGCUGGAUGCGGUGUUUGAGGCCACCAACCGGAACUUCCAAUGGGAUCAAUUUGCCAAUUCUCGCGGAGGUCGUGUCAUUGAGGUGCUGAGUGAACAUUUAUGCCAGGGCUUCAUGCAGGGGUACACUUUGACUGGUCGCGUGGGGAUUUUACCGUCGUAUGAGAGCUUUCUUGGCAUCAUCCAUACCAUGAUGGUACAGUAUUCCAAAUUCAUCAAAAUUGCUCGUGAGACCAAGUGGCACUGUUCUGUCAGCAGUCUCAACUACAUUGAAACCAGCACGUGGGCACGUCAGGAACAUAAUGGGUUCUCCCACCAGAACCCGUCGUUCAUCGGAUCCGUAUUGAAGCUCAAGCCUUACGCAGCCCGAGUGUAUCUCCCGCCAGAUGCAAACACGUUCCUAACUACCAUGCAUCACUGCCUGAAGUCGAGGAACUACAUCAACCUCAUGGUGGGUUCAAAGCAGCCGACUCCAGUGUACCUGAGUCCAGAAGAAGCAGAAAACCACUGCCGUGCCGGCGCAUCAGUCUGGGGAUUCUGCAGCACUAACGAUGGACUGGAUCCGGACGUGGUCCUGGUGGGUAUCGGCGUCGAGGUAAUGUUCGAGGUGAUCCAAGCGGCUGCGAUCCUGCGCCAGCGCGCGCCAUCACUACGAGUAAGGGUGGUGAAUGUAACCGAUCUGCUCAUCCUCGAGAACGCGGGUCAACAUCCGCAUGCCUUGGGCACUGAAGAAUUCGAUGAUUUGUUCACUGCCGACAGACCCAUCCACUUCAACUACCAUGGUUACCCGGUGGAACUGCAAGGCUUACUAUUCGGUCGCCCGCGUCUUGACCGUGUCUCCAUUGCUGGCUACAUGGAGGAAGGAAGUACUACGACACCCUUUGAUAUGAUGCUCGUCAAUCGUACAUCUCGCUACCAUGUCGCGCAGGCGGCAGUUCGCGGUGCUGCAAAGCGUAAUGAAAGGAUUCAGAUUCAUCAGCAGGAGCUCAACUCUGAGCUGGGCCACAAUAUUGUCGAGACGAGGAAGUACAUCAUCGCCAACCGUGAAGAUCCCGCUGGGUUUUAUGACACGCCGAAAUUCACGUAG